AUGCUCGCCAUCUCAACACGACGAGGCCAAUGCCUUUUCUGUUCCUUUCGAGCCCUACUUGCGACUUCGACUUCCCCGAACCGACAGCGCUCUUCGAGAUACGAGUACUCUAGUUCUGCCCCUUUAUGGCGAGAGAAGACAAAGCCACCGCGCCGCCAUGCCGAACCUCCACGCAAAGUUAGGUCAUCAACAACACCGAACCGAAGACCGGGCUCGCAUAUCAAUCUAUCACCCGAAGCCAUAUCGAACCGGGUGCGCACCAGUCUAGAGAGUCUAAAGAAGCGUCUAGCAUCUACAAAAGCCGACAGUGACUCGGAGCUGACGCAGCUGGCCGCGCUUGAUCCGGACAGGAUAUACUGGGACGGUUUCAAGAGCAAAAUAGAACAAAUCGUGACCGGGUCGAGGGAGAACAGAACGGCAGAAGAUGACCGGCUUCUGGCUGAGAUUGGCCAUACCCAAAAUUCAACGGAGUGGCGUGCGGACCUCGAAAGAGUCCUCCAUUUCGGAUUCAUCGAUCAUGUCUUGCUGAGAAAGGCCGGACAAGAUCCCGGAGACAAGUCGGUCAGACCAGAUCUGCGCUAUCCUACAGAGUGGUAUACUGCCGCUCGUCAGAUUCAGAGGGAUGUCCAUCUCCACAUCGGCCCGACGAACUCGGGAAAGACGUACAAUGCGCUCAAGAGACUCGAGGAGAGUGGUUCCGGGUUCUACGCUGGCCCGCUUCGACUCCUGGCACACGAGGUCUUUUCGAGAUUCAAAGCCAAAGGUCUAUCCUGCGACUUGGUAACGGGCGACGAUGUGAGAAUCGAUGACAAUCCUAAUGUCAUGUUGUCUGCCUCAACCGUGGAAAUGGUUGAUGUCACCACGCCUGUUGAGGUGGCGGUCAUUGACGAAAUACAAAUGAUGGCUUCUGAGGACCGUGGUUGGGCGUGGACGAGGGCAUUCCUCGGUGCGAAUGCAAAGGAAGUGCAUCUCUGUGGAGAAGCCCGGGUCCUUCCCUUGAUCCGUGAAUUAACCGCCUCGACCGGCGAUAGCCUCCAUGUACACGAGUACAAGCGCCUGAAUCCGUUAAAGGUGAUGUCCAAGAGCCUCGGAGGAAACCUCAAGAACCUGCGAAAGGGCGACUGCAUCGUGACUUUUUCGGUCUUCAGCUUGCACGCCAUGAAGAAGCAGAUCGAGCUCGACACGGGCCGUCGAUGCGCCAUUGUUUAUGGAAGUCUACCACCUGAGACUCGGGCGCAACAAGCCGCUUUAUUCAAUGAUCCUGACAACGAUUACGACUUCUUGGUUGCAAGCGAUGCGAUCGGCAUGGGGUUGAAUUUGAGUGUGAAACGGAUUAUCUUCCAUGGAGUCUCGAAAUACAACGGCUCCUACACGGAGCAGUUGACCGUUCCCCAGAUCAAGCAGAUCGGUGGCCGUGCUGGAAGAUACCGAAGCUCACACCAGGCCAUGAACACAUCCAACAAGUCCGAGAACGCCACGGAAGUCAACGUAGGCCUUGUCACCACCCUCAACGAUGAGGAUCUCCCGGUCGUCCGCGAUGCCAUGGCCGCCGAGGAUCCUCCCAUCAAAUUGGCCGGUCUCCUACCUCCGGGUGAUUUCAUGGAAGAUCUGGCAACCCGACUGCCAGAGGGCAUACCCUUCGAAUACAUUUUGAAGCGCCUUUGUCAGUCAGCCACUAUCCAUCGUCGUUUCAAACUAUGCAACAUCCGCGACCAAAGUCGAAUUGCCCGCAUCAUUGAGUCCAUUCGAGGGCUGACUACUAAUCAGCGAGUCGUGCUGACAGCCGCCCCCGGGUAUAGCUCCUCGAAUGAUGUGACUUUGGUAAUGAAAGCCCUCGCGCAAGUCAUAGCCGAGCAAAGGCAGGUCACGGUCGUGGAUGUUGCGGAAAUCAACCUGGAGGUGUUGGAGAAGCCGAUAUCCGGGGAACGAGAAUAUCUACAAAGUUUGGAGGAUCUUCACAAAUCCCUGAUCCUGUUCCUGUGGCUGAGUUACCGAUUCAUUGGGACGUUCAAGGACAGGGAUAUGGCCAUGUACGCCAAAGAGAUGGUCGAGGACAGGAUCAACACAUGCCUGCGCGAAUUUUCGGCAAAUCCGGAACUACGAAAGCGGGUUCUUUCCUACAAGAAAAGAAUGGAUUUUCCCAAGAUCCCGACCCAUGAAGCUGAUGCUUCGAAUCUCGACUUCCCGGCAAAUCAGGAUCCAGCCCUGCGGCUGGAUUGGACCCGUGGAUCGGAGGAAGUUGCAUUCGAAGAGGCACAAUCUGCGCCGGCAACCGUCCCGGCACAUGCAUAG
Molecule: messenger RNA, 2292 nt
Organism: Capronia coronata CBS 617.96
Lineage: Eukaryota; Fungi; Ascomycota; Eurotiomycetes; Chaetothyriales; Herpotrichiellaceae
Exons: 2
Coding region: 1-2292 (763 amino acids)
Biological process (GO): RNA catabolic process; mitochondrial RNA 3'-end processing
Cellular component (GO): mitochondrial degradosome
Molecular function (GO): ATP binding; RNA helicase activity; hydrolase activity, acting on acid anhydrides
Source: RefSeq, a predicted model, not a curated record